Molecule: messenger RNA, 2550 nt
Organism: Bombina bombina (fire-bellied toad)
Lineage: Eukaryota; Metazoa; Chordata; Amphibia; Anura; Bombinatoridae
Gene: SFRP1
Product: secreted frizzled related protein 1
Exons: 3
Coding region: 199-1128 (309 amino acids)
Biological process (GO): negative regulation of canonical Wnt signaling pathway; canonical Wnt signaling pathway; non-canonical Wnt signaling pathway
Molecular function (GO): Wnt-protein binding
Source: RefSeq, a predicted model, not a curated record
AGAGCAAGCAGCUGCAUUCCUUGCUGUACCCAACUGCAUACUGAUCUACCUUUCUGGCAUCUCUAUACACCAGCAGCACACUAAAAGGGAUCAUUAUAUUCUGCAUCUGUUUAUUAUGCUUUAAGGAUUUUCUUAAGGGGGUCAUUCUUUGCUCUCAGUUAUUGGAUCUCCCUAAGGACAAAGAAAGUGUAGGACACAAUGGCAAACAGGAAUUGCAUAUGGCCCCUGUUAAUUCUGUGGGCUACUCCCAGCCUUCUCUCCCGAGCUCCCCAGCCCAGUGAGUAUGACUAUGUAAGUUUUCAACCAGAAAUGGGUCGACAAUACCAAAGUGGACGUUUUUACUCCAGGCCAGCACAGUGCGUGGAAAUACCCCAGGACUUGGCUCUGUGUCAUGGUGUAGGAUACAACAAGAUGGUGUUGCCCAAUCUUUUGGACCAUGAAACUAUGGUAGAGGUUAAGUACCAAGCCAGCAGCUGGGUCCCCCUGCUGAGCAAGAACUGUCACCCAGGCACCCAGGUUUUCCUUUGCUCUUUGUUUGCUCCAGUGUGCCUGGACCGACCCAUAUACCCAUGCCGGUGGUUAUGUGAGUCAGUCAGAGAUGCUUGUGAGCCUGUCAUGCAGUACUUUGGCUUCCCCUGGCCAGAUAUGCUUCGAUGUGAUCAGUACCCAAGGGAGGAUGUCUGUAUUGCUGUUACCUCUCCCAAUGCCACCCAGGCACCACGUCCACGCAGAACAGAGGUGUGCCCACAGUGUGAUAUCGAAAUGAAGGCUGAAUCCAUGUAUGAACAUAUGUGCGCCAGUGAAUUUGUUCUCAAAAUCUCCAUUCGGGAGGUGAAAAAGGAGAGCGGAGACAAAAAGCUUAUUCUCAAAAAGAAGAAAGCUCUGAAGAGAGGUCAUAUUCAGAAGAAAGACUGGAGUGAUCUAGUUCUUUACUUGAAGAAUGGAGCCAAUUGUCCUUGUCAUCAAUUGGACCAGCUCAGUGGUCAGUUUCUGGUGCUGGGACGGAAAGUAAAAAGCCAGCACCUUCUAACAGCAAUACACAAGUGGGAUAAGAAAAACCGAGAGUUCAACAGAUUCAUGCGCAAGGUCAAGAAGAUUAAGUGUCCAAAGCCACACUCAGUCUUCUAAGUCAUUGAGAAUACGGUGGCUUUUUUUUUUUACAAAACAUUCUAUACUUCCAGAGCUGGGACUCUGUAAUGACAAAUGACACACAAUGAAGGAUAUAAGGGAAAUAGUUAUCCCUCUCUACAAGUUCACAGAUGUUGGGGAUUUUAUAUUACAAAAACCUUGAGAAAAUGAACUGUUGAAUGUUGUAAAGCAGGGGUGGGCAAUUAUCGGCCCUCCAGAUGUUAUGGACUACAUCUCCCAUAAUGCUCUUUCAGCCAUAAUGCUGGCAAAGCAUCAUGGGAGAUGUAGUCCAUAACAUCUGGAGGGCCAAUAAUUGCCCACUCCUGUUGUAAAGCAAGGGUGAUAGAGAGAUCAUGUGCCGAUCUGCUUGCUCAUAUGUCACACAAAUAUUAAUUCACUUACUAAUCCAGAAAAACAUCCAAAGUACAUUCAUAUCAUAAUUUAGUGAUAUACCAAUACAACUCUUCAAAAUAUCAACAAUUCACCCAUUAACUCUCUUGUUCGUUCUUUUUUUAAUUAUUUUGUUUGCUUAGACACCAAACUGUAGUUGUAUAUUUAUACAUGCUAUUUUAGUUAUCGCAUCAUAUGUUUGAUGCAAACUUCUACCCAUUACUUUAGUAAUCAAGCAGCAAGGCAAUUAUUGCAGGCUCCGAUUUUUUUUUAUUUUUGAAAAGCAGCAGCUAUGCACCUGCUACAUAAUUCCAUUCAUUCAUCUGGUAAUUCACUAAUUUGCCAAUAUAUUACAGGCAUUCACACAAUAAAUAACAUUUUAAUAGAGAUCAGUAUAUUUUAAUGCAUUAGUAGUAAAUCUGGUACAGUAUUCAUUCAUUUAUUUUAUAAUUGAGCUACCUACAAUUCAACCUUUUCUUUCCAUCUUCUAUGUCCAAUAACCUCUUGAAUGUGCAUAUUUGUUCAUUAACAGAGUGGCUCUAGUAAUCAAUAUGUUUUUUAAUUUAAUUUUAUAAUCCAGCAGAAAUGUUUUAUAUUUUCAUUAUAAUUGAUCCAUUCAUUAAUUCACUCAUUUAUUCAGUAAUAUCGAAGAAAUAUACUUGUUUUAUAAUAGCAUUCAUUUUCUACUCAGUCAACAAAACAUGUACAUACAUACAUACUGCAUUCAUUCAGUAACAAAGCAAUAGUAAAGUUAUACAGAAUUGAACUCAUAAUAAUUCAGAAUCGACACAUCUUGUAUAAGUUGCCAUUCACUUAUCCAUUAUUUGGUUUAUUUGUUUUCUGAUACAGUUAAAAUAGAUCUUAUAAGUUACAUAUUUAUUCAUUUAGUAACAAGCAAAACAUCAAUUGACACAAAUAAUUUAUCAGUCAAUGUAUCAAUUAUUUAAUUUGUUUCAGUUAUCAGACAACAAGACAAAAGGUGUAUACUUUUCUGUUUGCUUUUUUUAAAAAUUAUAAAUAGAUUUCAACAUA